UAGUAGUACUACUACUACUAGUACUAAAAUGGUUUCAGCUGUGGUUUUCUCUAAGGAUUCCUUUUUCAAAAUGGCAAGAGAUCAAGAUGAAGCUAAUAAUCUAGUCCUCAUUACCAAUGGAAGAGGAAGAUCGAACAAUGGUAGUACUACUGUUACUACUACUGAAAAUGACGAACAGUCAUUAGUUCCUAUUCCUGUGGAUGAUUAUCAUCAUCUUACUACUCGUAAUAUUCCCAACUUUUCCGGAUGGUUUGCUGAGGACUGUCCCAUAUGGCCUGGCGAAGCACAUUUCUUAAAGAUAGAAAAAGUCUUAUUCGAAGGAAAAUCGGAGUACCAAAGUAUGAUGGUAUUUCAGUCAUCAGCAUAUGGAAAGGUGUUUGUCCUGGAUGGAGCACUUCAACUGACUGAGAAGGAUGAGUGUGCUUACCAAGAAAUGAUGACCCAUCUUCCUCUUUGCUCCAUUCAAAAUCCAAAAAAGGUGUUGCUCAUUGGAGGAGGAGAUGGUGGUAUUUUAAGGGAAAUCUCCCGCCAUUCUUCUGUUGAGCACAUUGAUAUUUGCGAAAUUGACACUAUGCUUAUUGAUGUAUAUAAAGAGUUCUUCCCUAAUAUUGCUGUCGGGUACUUGGACUCUCGAGUAAAACUUCAUGUUAUUGAUGGAACUGUAUUUUUGAAAUUUGUUGCUGCUGGAACGUAUGAUGCAAUAAUAGUGGAUGCAUUCGACCCAAUAAGGCCUGAUCAUGAGCUUCAUGAGACUCCAUUCCUUGAGUUGGUGGCAAAAGCUCUUCGGCCUGGGGGAGUGUUAUGUAUCCAAGCAGAGAGCAUAUGGUUUAAGUCACUAGACCUUCAACAACUCUUCUCCAAAUACCGUCGAAUUUUCAAAGGCUCCACUGACUAUGCAUGGACAAUUGUUCCUACUUAUCCAAGUGGAGUGAUUGGUUUCUUGCUUUGCUCCAAGGAGGGGCCGAAUGAUGUCGAUUUCAGGAAUCCUGUUAACCCAAUUCACCCUGAUGAGAAUUAUGGCGUAGCAAAGGAGCCUUUAAAGUUUUAUAACUCGGAGGUACACUCGGCUGCAUUUUGUUUGCCAUCUUUUCUGCAAGGAAAAAGUAAAUGAGAGUGGGUAGCACAGGGAAUUGGAAUUGGAAUUGGAUUUUGAUUUGGAUUUGGAUUGAAUUGGUACUGCUACAACUCAAGCGCGACAUAUUUAUUUAUAUAUAUAAAUAUGUAUAUAUGUAAUUAGGGAAUUAAUGAUAUCCAGGAAUUUGCAAGGCUUGCUACUUUAAUCACAUGCUCCAACAAAAUCUUCUGGGUACCCAAACAUCAUCAUAGUGUUUUUGAUUAAUUACAAAUCUCUCUCUCAAAAAAGGAAAAAAAAAAAGUUAGCCAAGACUAUAUAAAGAAAGAUAUAUAUAAAACUUUGCAUGGUAUUCAUUUGAUUAGGGAGAGCAUGCAUCCACAGUACAGAACCUCAUCACAUGAUAUGCAAAACGACAUAAACGAUAAACACUUUUGCGAAUUCAAUGCUAAUUAGUAUAUAUUUAGUA
Messenger RNA from Humulus lupulus (European hop), 1541 nucleotides. RefSeq names its product spermidine synthase 1-like. Gene Ontology annotation, molecular function: spermidine synthase activity. The transcript has 9 exons. Gene Ontology annotation, biological process: spermidine biosynthetic process. The coding region runs from base 29 to 1111 and encodes 360 amino acids. Gene Ontology annotation, cellular component: cytosol. The record is from RefSeq and is a predicted model, not a curated record. Lineage: Eukaryota; Viridiplantae; Streptophyta; Magnoliopsida; Rosales; Cannabaceae.